This is a messenger RNA of Arachis stenosperma, 1391 nucleotides long. Its product is annotated as putative casein kinase II subunit beta-4. Gene Ontology annotation, molecular function: protein kinase regulator activity. Bases 220 to 993 code for a protein of 257 amino acids. The record is from RefSeq and is a predicted model, not a curated record. Gene Ontology annotation, cellular component: protein kinase CK2 complex; cytoplasm. NCBI's taxonomy places the organism in Eukaryota, Viridiplantae, Streptophyta, Magnoliopsida, Fabales, Fabaceae. The transcript has 5 exons.
AUCAAAUCUAAAACCAAAAAGCACAUAGAUAAAUUUAAAUAAAUUAACUCGUUUCCGAUUCAUAACGAGAACGAAGCUGCUUCUGAUAAUGAGAGAACAAAAAGCAUAGAUACAUUCAUACACACAACACAUACUAGUAUAUAAAGCACUCUCUCUCUCUCUCUCUCUCUCUCUCUCUCUCUCUCUCUGUUGAUUCAGAUUCCAGAACAAAAGAAAGGUAUGUACAAAGAGAGAGAGAAAGGUGGUGGUGUUGGGUCGAAGACUAGUGCUACAACGACGGAGGUUGAUCGAAAGAGAAUCAACGAUGCUCUCGAUAAGCACCUACACCAACACCGUUCAUCUGCUUCCACUUCCCUAAACCAUCACACGCAUAAGACCUCCAACAAUUCCACCUCUCACCAUCGUAAUGAGGAAUCUGAAACUGAUAGCGAAGAAUCAGAUGUUAGUGGUUCUGAAGGGGAUGACACUUCUUGGAUUUCAUGGUUUUGCAAUUUGAGAGGAAAUGAAUUUUUUUGUGAAGUUGAUGAUGAUUACAUACAAGAUGAUUUCAACCUCUGUGGAUUAAGCAGUCAAGUUCCUUACUAUGAUUAUGCGCUUGAUUUAAUUUUGGAUGUUGAAUCCUCCCAUGAAGACAUGUUGACGGAGGAACAAAAUGAAUUAAUUGAAUCUGCUGCUGAGAUGCUUUAUGGUUUGAUUCAUGCCCGGUACAUUUUGACAAGCAAGGGGUUGGCUACAAUGCUAGAUAAGUACAAGAGCUUCGACUUUGGCAGAUGUCCAAGAGUUUACUGCUGUGGGCAAUCUUGUCUUCCGGUUGGUCAAUCAGACAUUCCUAGGGCAAGCACUGUCAAAAUAUAUUGCCCCAAGUGUGAAGACAUUUACUACCCGCGCUCCAAGUAUCAAGGGUAUAUCAUGAAGGGGAGCCUUGGAGCAACCGUUGGGUUGUCUCCAUGUGACUUCAAGGUCACCGGUACAAGCUGUGGAAUCAGCUACUGAUGCAAUUAUCAAGUUAGGCUGCUUACAUUAUACCCUUUGGGUGCGGCCUUUCCUUGGAUCCCAAGUUAUAUCAUAUUGUCUUCCCCUAAGGUUAAUCGAUAUUAUACACAGAACCCUUUGAUUUGUCUUCCCUACCUAAUAGCAAGUUAGUGUCACGUUUUUCAAACGCAAGAACGCUGAGUGGUAUUGUCUAUGAUAUUGCUGGUAGCUCGCAGCUCAAUGUAAACCUAUUGUGUGUGAAUUCUUCCUAACUAGAUCAGUAUAUCAGUCUGUUAGGUUUUUUCAAUCUUAGCUGAGAAUUUCUUCUCCAUUUUUAUUUUAAUCUUUUGGAGUUUCUUAUUAUUCGAUCUUGAAUAUUUUUUAUAUCUUUAUAUUACUCUACGUUUUGGCAUAUGAUU